AUCAAAAAGUAAUGGCCAUCUAUUUAGGGUCUGGCCAGGGGAUUUCUCGUCUAUCAUAGCUAUUCUAUAGAAUUCACCGUUUGUAGAGCGAACAAGGUAAAUAUCGUAACCAGUAUUACUAGCCGUAUUCGUUAAUUGCAGUCGCGUUCGGUCUGAAUAUAGUUGAUAUAUCGCCUGAACUUGAUACACCAAUUUAGGGUUAACCAGCCAUCUAGCCACGCUAGCUAUCAGUAUCAGCUCGCCAGCCAACAUUUAGAACCUUCCUUGGGCGUGAUAGUUUGGACGUUUCGAGUCGAUCACAUGCGGAUAUUUGUAUAACGCAGUUAUUACACAGUAUCUCAUACCACAAGUCAACAUGGGAAUGAAUUUUUUUUCAAGAGAUUGACGACGACAAACGGAUUAAGGGCAACUUGGUAUUGGAAAAAGUUGUACGCAGGAUUAAAGAUAUCUUUAUGGUUAAGAAGAGAGUUGCCAAGUCUUUAUCACCCAUCAACAAACAAGGGCAUGCCAAAAUCUCAGUAAUGGAGACUACGGCUGUGAGUACCACCACUCUGGCCAAUGAUGAGUUUGACAGGAACGUGCCGCGGAUCUGCGGUGUGUGCGGGGACAAGGCCUCCGGAUUCCACUUCAAUGCCAUGACCUGCGAGGGCUGCAAGGGCUUCUUCAGACGCAGUAUGAAGCGCAAGGCCAGCUUCACCUGUCCCUUCAACGGCAGUUGCACCAUAACCAAGGACAACCGCCGCCACUGCCAGGCCUGCCGGCUCAAGCGCUGCGUGGACAUCGGCAUGAUGAAGGAGUUCAUUCUGACAGACGAGGAGGUGCAGAGGAAGAAGGAUCUGAUCCAACGGAGGAAGGAUGAGGAGGCGCAGAGGGAGGCGCAGCGACCCCGGCUGAGCGAGGAGCAGAGCCAGGUCAUCGCCACGCUGGUGGAUGCUCACCACAAGACCUACGACGACUCCUACUCCGACUUCAACCGCUUCAGGCCUCCGGUCCGAGAAGGCCCAGUGACACGCAGUGCCAGCAGAGCUGCCUCUCUCCACUCUCUAUCUGAUGCCUCAUCUGACUCCUUCAGCCACUCUCCAGAGUCGGUGGACACUAAGCUGAUGAACUUCAGUAACCUACUGAUGAUGUACCAGGAGCAGGGGGGCAGCCCGGACUCCGACGACGACGGCUCCAAGCUCUCCAUGCUGCCCCACCUGGCCGACCUGGUCAGCUACAGCAUCCAAAAGGUCAUCGGCUUCGCCAAGAUGAUCCCUGGCUUCAGGGAGCUGACGGCUGAGGACCAGAUUGCCUUGCUCAAGUCGAGUGCCAUCGAGGUGAUAAUGCUGCGCUCCAACCAGUCCUUCAACCUGGAGGACAUGUCCUGGAGCUGCGGAGGGCCCGACUUCAAGUACUGCGUCAACGACGUCACUAAAGCGGGCCACACUCUGGAGCUGCUGGAGCCUCUGGUCAAAUUCCAGGUUGGCCUGAAAAAACUCAACCUCCACGAGGAGGAACACGUGCUGCUCAUGGCCAUCUGCCUACUCUCCCCAGACCGUCCGGGCGUGCAGGACCACGGGCGCAUCGAGACCCUGCAGGACCGUCUGUCGGAGACGCUGCAGGCCUACAUCCAGCUGCACCACCCGGGCGGCCGCCUCGUGUACGCCAAGAUGAUCCAGAAGCUGGCGGACCUGCGCAGCCUCAACGAGGAGCACUCCAAGCAGUACCGCUCGCUGUCCUUCCAGCCCGAGCACAGCAUGCAGCUGACCCCGCUGGUGCUGGAGGUGUUCGGCAGCGAGGUCUCCUAAAUUAACACUUUUUGGUGACCUUUGAUGGAGGUGGAUGAGGUGGACGAAAGGUCAUAGGAGAGGUGGGAGGAGAGUACGAGGUGGGAGCUAUAGGAAUGUGGUUAGACGGACUGUGGAUGGUGUGAAUGUAAGUGUGUGAGUGAAGGUGCGCGUGUGUGUU
Molecule: messenger RNA, 1947 nt
Organism: Salvelinus namaycush (lake trout)
Lineage: Eukaryota; Metazoa; Chordata; Actinopteri; Salmoniformes; Salmonidae
Gene: vdrb
Product: vitamin D receptor b
Exons: 10
Coding region: 453-1787 (444 amino acids)
Biological process (GO): cell differentiation; positive regulation of transcription by RNA polymerase II; negative regulation of transcription by RNA polymerase II
Cellular component (GO): nucleus
Molecular function (GO): nuclear receptor activity; zinc ion binding; vitamin D response element binding
Source: RefSeq, a predicted model, not a curated record